AUGGCUCUUUCAGCAUCGCCAUUUCAGGGGGAUCUGUCGUUAAAUGCCUGGGAUUUCGCGGCUCGCUGUGAUUGGUCCAGGUGGCAUGAGUUCUGGGUGGACGAGCGGGCCGUGCCUCUGACUCACCCCGACAGCAACUACCUGCUGGCGCACACGCACUGGCUCUCAAAGGUGCCCAUUCCAUCCGCCCACAUCCACACUCUCGACGACUCUCUCCCAGUGGAAGCAGCAGCAGAGGCGUAUGAGCGCGAGAUGGCGCGGUGUGUUGAGGCUGGGGUUCUGCCGAUGCACCCAGUGGAAGCAGCAGCAGCAGAGGCGUAUGAGCUUGAGCUGAGGCAGUGCGUGGAGGCUGGGGUUCUUCUGAUACACCCAGAUAGGGUGGCUCAUCCUGCUAGCCCUGCUAGGCAUGCUCUUUCCGUCACCCUCAGUUGA
Messenger RNA from Closterium sp. Naga37s-1, 432 nucleotides. The record is from the annotation of a GenBank genome assembly. NCBI's taxonomy places the organism in Eukaryota, Viridiplantae, Streptophyta, Zygnematophyceae, Desmidiales, Closteriaceae.